Messenger RNA from Caenorhabditis elegans, 801 nucleotides. RefSeq names its product G-protein coupled receptors family 1 profile domain-containing protein (gene srw-39). The record is from RefSeq and is marked reviewed. Bases 1 to 801 code for a protein of 266 amino acids. Gene Ontology annotation, molecular function: G protein-coupled peptide receptor activity; G protein-coupled receptor activity. The transcript is spliced from 4 exons. Lineage: Eukaryota; Metazoa; Nematoda; Chromadorea; Rhabditida; Rhabditidae. Gene Ontology annotation, biological process: signal transduction; G protein-coupled receptor signaling pathway. Gene Ontology annotation, cellular component: membrane.
AUGAAUAGCUCGAAAGCUACCGACUAUGUUGUUCCUGAAGAGUUUCGUGGAGAUGCUUGGCUGAAAUUUUCGAGCUGGAUAAAUUCCAUCAGUGCAUAUUUAUAUCUAACAGAUUUUAUUAUCUCUUUUAUUGGAAUCUUCCCAAGUCUAUUUCAUUUCUGGAUUCUUACAAGAACAUAUAUGCGGCAUUUAACCACAAAUCUAUUUCUGAUAGGUAUUACUGUUUGUGGGAUUAUCCAUAUAAUUUGUAAUAUUAUCGAAUUUUUUCCAAUGCUCUAUGACUAUUAUCUUAGCUUCAAGGUUCCAUCUGAGUGUUUUCCAUUUGCACCUUACUCUAAAAUAGUGUCCAAUUAUUAUUCCUCAAUGACAAACGCUGUUGUAACUGGGAUGUUGACCUAUUUCACUGUUGCCAUGGCAAUUAUCAGAUUUCUUGUGGUGAAAUUUCCAUUAGCUAGCGGCAUGCAACGCCUUAUCUACUCCAAAAGUGGGCUGAAAAUUUUACUACCCAUUAUAAUUCUCAUAUUACCCCUCUGGAUAGCUGAAAUAUCUAGUACAAACAUAGUUGAGACAGGCAUCUGGGUCCCUGGUCCAAAUUGUGAUGGAUUCGCUGAAAAUUAUACAGAAAAAAUGUAUACCGUUGAGACAUCUAUUACAUUUGGAAUCGACGAGUUUUAUUGGAUUGUCUAUUACAUAUAUGCAGUGAUUUUCCAGUUUAUUCCAUCAAUCUUACUUCCAAUCUCUACAGUUUUGUUGAUAAUUGAGUUGAAGAAAAAUAAAAAGACAACGACCUGGACUAAAUGA